CCACAACAGACCGACCUGGGAUUAUCAAUACCCCACUUGCCCCCCGUCUGCUCUUGCGAAUGUCGGCCGAGAUCGCCUUCGAGACCGCCGAGCAGCUCCACAGCGACCAGCAGCACCUCCACCGCUUCUCCGACAUGGCCCAGCCCCCGUCCUCGGUCCUGAUCGCUCUGCCGCCCAGCAUCCAAGGCCCUGCGUCGCCGUCAGCAUCGUUCAAGCCUGCGUCUCGUUCGGGCUCGUCCGUGACGACUGCAGCGCCCGGGGCGACCCUGGCCAGGAUUGUGUCGGCAUGCUCUGGUGCUCUUCUGACCUCCCUCCUGAUGACGCCGUUCGAUGUCGUCAAGACCCGGCAGCAGACCAUGGCGCACAAUCGCACCGUAUUGCAAAUCGUCCGGAACGAAGGCGGGGCUGCCCUCUGGAAAGGACUGAGUCCGACCUUAGUCAUCUCGGUGCCCUCGACUGUGCUCUACUACGUCGGAUAUGAGAAAUUCCGCAACCAAAUCUCGGCGCCGCUGUCGUCGAUCGGAGCCGGUUUCAUGGCACCGCUUCUGGCGGGAUCGAUCACACGAGGAGCCGUUGCGGCGAUCGUAUCCCCUAUUGAGCUGGUGCGGACCCGGAUGCAGGGCAAGACCGACGAGCACCACAGCCUCGCCAAGACCCUGAAGCGGGUGCGGUUCAUGACCCGGCAGUUCGGGAUCCUCUAUCUGUGGCGGGGCUUGAUCCCGACGCUCUGGCGAGACAUUCCGUUCUCGGCCAUGUACUGGGUGGGCUACGAGCAGCUCAAGCCCUUGUACUCGCGAUAUCUGGGUGGCGGCGACAGCAAAGCCUAUUCAGAGUUUCGGUCAAGCUUUGCUGCCGGAGCAACGAGCGGAAUGAUCGCUGCAAUCGCCACCACACCAUUCGAUGUCGCAAAGUCGAUUCAGCAGGUCGACACUUCGCACUCGCCGCAAAAGUUCUCUUGCAGCCCACACGGACGCAUGACAUGCAUCCUACGGGAACUCUAUCGCACCGAGGGACUGCCGGGGCUGUUCAAAGGCAUCGUGCCUCGGAUUUCCAAGAUUGCCCCUGCGUGCGCCAUCAUGAUUUCAACAUACGAAGUGGGCAAGCAGUUCUUUUCGAUGGAGGCGUAGCGAUUAUCCGCUGAGCGGGGGCACCGUUCCCCGACGUUUCUUCGACCCGCCCGCCGCCCGUGCCCCGUCGCCGACUCCUUGGCAGCCCAGUCGGUGUGAAUGGUCCCUGGACCUGGUUCGAUAUUGUGGCACGUUGCCAUCUUUGCUCGUUUAUUCCCCUUGGACCGCGAGCGCACCAUAGAGUAUAAUGUUUGAAGUUGGACUUUCAGUCCGGCCUGACGGCUACACGGAUAGACCUCGACCUGGCAUAUGGUUCCAGGCAGCAACCAACAGCAACAACAACAACAGCAACAAUGCCGAUCACUACAAUGUUCGUCGGGCCUGGGCUGCAUGGCCGGAUGAUGGCCAUCGCUUUACACUCUCCAAAAACAAAGAUUGGGGCGCAAUCCCACGGCCUAUCCACCGACGCCUGCAGAUCACUGUCCUGUUUUGUUUCAAACACAAUAAUAUCACGACUAAGGAAGCUGUA
This is a messenger RNA of Polychytrium aggregatum, 1596 nucleotides long. RefSeq names its product mitochondrial carrier domain-containing protein. Bases 60 to 1127 code for a protein of 355 amino acids. The record is from RefSeq and is a predicted model, not a curated record. The transcript has 7 exons. Gene Ontology annotation, biological process: mitochondrial transmembrane transport. Lineage: Eukaryota; Fungi; Chytridiomycota; Chytridiomycetes; Polychytriales.